This is a messenger RNA of Acanthochromis polyacanthus (spiny chromis), 3538 nucleotides long. RefSeq names its product otoancorin (gene otoa). NCBI's taxonomy places the organism in Eukaryota, Metazoa, Chordata, Actinopteri, Pomacentridae. The record is from RefSeq and is a predicted model, not a curated record. Gene Ontology annotation, cellular component: cell surface. Gene Ontology annotation, biological process: cell-matrix adhesion. The transcript has 22 exons.
AUGUGGAUUUUCAAAAACCUUCCACCGCUGGCCAAACGGAUGAAGGACUCUUCUGACCCCUCCAUCUGCUACCCGAGGGCGUUCGUGGCCUCAGCUGCCUGGCUGGUUCUGACCGAUCAGGUCGAAAGCAACAUCGACGAAGACGACUACGACGCAGUGAAGUGGGUUGCCGCUCCGAUCUUUCAGCAGAGAGAAGUGGACCUUCCUUCCAAAAUGGACAUCGAAAAAAUGAAAAACCUGAUGAACAUGUUACAGGGGGUUCACGGCUUCAUGUCCGACGAUCUGAAGGAGCAGGUGUCAAAGUGGGAAAAAGAGCAGAUCACCGGGAACUACUUCAACUGCACACUGAAGCCACCAUCCAAGUCCAAAUCCACGCAGAUCAAUCCAUGCAAACCUUCACUACCGUGGUUGAAUUUUGACGCAAUGAGCAUGAUGGGGCCUUUCCUUUCUGAUUUAACGCCAGCCGAUGUUGAUUCCUCUCCCAAGGAAAUGAUGUGCAAGUUUUUCAGCUCAUCCCGGUUUAACUCCACCAUGAACGAAGCAAACAUGAAGCACAGCCUCAUGAAGAAGUUUCUGGGGAAAUUUAAAGAGUGCUUCAAGGGAGAAGACUUCCUAAAGCACAUGGACAAGCUUGGCCCGCUGGCUUGUUAUUAUGAUGACGUUCCAAAGUUGACUCUCGAAGACUCAAGGAAAGUUCUUGCUCAGCUUGAAAAAUGUGACAACCCCCAAAUCAAAAAGGUGAAGAAGCGACUUAUCAACUCUCUGAUGACAGAUUCCACCAAUGCUCAAUUUCUGCCCGACUUCCUCAACAAAAGUAUUACACUGUUGUCGACCAAGCAACUGUCUGAAAUCCCAACCGAAAAACUCAAGGAAGUUGUGAAGAAACUGGGACGCACCGUAAAAUGGACACGGAAGCAGAUGCGCGCUCUGAUCAGGAAACUGACAGAUGGGAAGAAGGUGAGCCGACAACUGGUCUCUGAUCGCUUUACCAUUGUUUGAUGCUGAUUUUAUUCUGCUUUCCCUCAGGGCAAAGACUUAUCACCUGAGGACCUGAAAGUCCUUACGCCGAUUGCAGAAGGUUGGCCACUCAGUGUAUUCAAGAAAAAGAACUUCCUGAACAACACAGCGGGUCUAAAGAACCUCCCCGAACAACUGAAGAAAGGACAGCGGAAGGCCAUAGUGGAGGGGAUGAAAAACAUGACGGUCUCCGAUAUGGCAAAGCAGUUCUCUGGGGCUUUGCUUCGCUACAUUUCGCUGGACAAGCUGAAAAAUGCAAACGGCGACUCUCUGGACAAAGUGGACAAUGAAGGCUGGAAUAAGGCACAGGCAGCAUAUCUGGUGAAGAAGAUGCCUGGAACUAAACGAAAUUUUAGGAAGCUGCGUUCUCUCAUGCAAGGAAUAACCUGUAAGAUUAUUGAUGAAGUUGCUGACCGUGAGGUACAGGACAUGGCUCAAGGUGUAACAGAGAAUCAAAAGUGGGUCUCCAAAGUUGAGGCCAAAUGUGCUGCUCGAAGGUUAUUUGCAAGUCUGGAGAAAGAGAGAAAAGACUAUUUCAAAACCAUCACCGAGGAGGAGCUGGAUAAGAUCGACACAUUCUUACUUCUUCACCUGCCACCUAAGAAAGUGAAGGAUCUGCCUGACUCUGUUUGUUCAGCCUUAAUCGACAAGAUGGAAAUGGCCAACCUGAGCAAAGUGCCUUUUCGUUCCCCAUCCCGUCCUGCAUUCACAAUGAGAGCUCUGCACUGCCUGGCACAAGGAAAAGAUUUGUCCAAACUGACCACUGCGAAUGUUACCAAGCUCGGACCACUCUUAUGUGAGCUGCCGCCUUCCAAACUGGAACUCAUGGCCCCUGACGUCCUUAACUUCAGCCUCAUUGCCAUGGCUUCCUGCGAGCGGAUCCCUCAACGCAACAGGAAGGCGCUAAUGGAGUUGCUCGUCAAGACUUUUGGGAAACCCAGUGAUUGGUCGGCUGAGACUGCGGAGAAACUGUUUUCUCACCUGGGUGAUGAUGACAUAGCUGCUCUGCCCAACCAAACUGAUAUAAAGGGCAUGAUUUCUUACAUGAAGUCGCGUUUGCGCGACGUUCCGAAUGGCCUGAGAAAGAAACUUUUUCAGCUCACCACCAGCAGCACAUCAAACGCAGCACGUAGAAAGAGAGCAACCAACAGUGUUCAGGAACCCACUGAGGCUUUGAUUGAAGAACUGGGAUUGGACAACAUCUUCUGGACAAAGGAACAGCUGGGCAAGAUGUCAAAGGACACUUUCCUGGCAACCGUGGAAACACUCGGAGAGAUUCCUGACUUCAGUGAUGAGCAGCUGGCAGUGCUCAGCGAAAUAGCCCAGGAGGCGAUGGGCCCGGUGUCAGAGCUGACUGAGGAAAACGUCUUAGACCUGGGUUGUAUGAUACGGAAUUUCCCCAACUCGGACCUGGAGAACCUUCCCUUGUCUCUGGAGUCUGUGGAAGGACUCAUCCAGUGUCGCUGGACCGAAUCACAGAUGGAGUCGGUUUGGAGGGCUGUUUCUAAAUACGACAAACUGACAGCUCAGCAGCUGGACAGUGCAGAUAUCGUCACUCUGGACCGCUUCAUCUGCGGCCUGAACUCCGACGAGAUCAAGCAGCUCAGCGUGGAUACCUUCAUGGACGCUGUGGGAUCAAUGGAUGAUGUCCAGUGCCCCUAUACAGCUCAAAAGAAGGUCAAACCUCUUAUUGUGUCUGCCAGAGGAGAUCCAAGCAACUGGACAGAAGAAGACAUAUCCGAAAUAGGCACCUUCGUUGGUGGGUUGACUGGAGAAGAGCUGGCUUCUUUGAACCCACAAGUCUUCUCGUUUUUCACCGAGACUUCCAUCCCGCUCAUUCCACCAGAAAAUAUGGCUAAACUCUCUGCUGCUCAGCUGGAGAGUCUUGGGCCCGACGCCGCCGCCAUGAUGACCGACCAACAGCGAGCUGCGCUGUCAGACGAACAACGAGACGCACUGGACAGGGCUGAAACUGGUUCUGACGAGGAACCAAACGGCACCACCGUCAUGUCAGGAGCUCCAUCGCUGAGCGUCGAGGGGAUCUCGGCCUUCGUGAAGCCCGCUCUGGUUCUCCUCACGGGCUUCCUGCUGCUGUGAGAACAGAGAAACAUCACAUCCAACGACAAAACCUGCAACAGCUUCAGCUAAACGCACAUUUACAGCAUCGUUUUCUUCCAACUAAUCCUUAUAGAACACUUGUGACAGCAUGCAAUUAUCCUACUCGUGGCAAAGAGACGUUUUGUAUAGAUGCAUUGUCUAAGAUAAUUACUGUGCGAUUGUAGGAGCGUGGGUACGGUGAAUAACUUAAUCAAAUAAGCUAUGUAAAGGCGAUUUACUGCUCAGUUUUUAUGCAAUAUUCUGUCCGUUAUAUAUUUAUAAGAAAGCAUAUUUUAAUAGAAUCAAGAGAAAUAUGUAAGAUUUGACAAUAAUGCUCUCUGUAUGAGUUUGAUAUGUGGAUAUUUAACAUGUACUGACAAAAUGCAGGGUGACAAACUCAAUAAAAACUACAAAUAUACUUACA